Paramecium pentaurelia is the source of this 1650-nucleotide messenger RNA. The record is from the annotation of a GenBank genome assembly. NCBI's taxonomy places the organism in Eukaryota, Ciliophora, Oligohymenophorea, Peniculida, Parameciidae.
AUGAAUUAAUUAUAAUUAUCAUAAGCAUAGUCACCAAGAGAAAGUAAUUUUGAUUAUGAUGAAUAACCUCAAACAUAAUCUAUUUAGUUAAUUGAGAAUAAAGCAGCACUAUCAAUUAUCACUAAUGUAUUCAAAUUCAUAUAAAGAAUUUAGAUAUAAAUUUUAGUAGCUAUAUUUUAAAUAUUGUUAAUACUUUUUAAUUCAUAUAUCGCCUUUGAUUUAAGCUAUAAGAUAUCCCUUCUAUAUAUAACAAUUUUACAUUUCCUAUAAAUCAUUAGGAUUGGAGUUAAUAAUAAUAAGUAAAAUUUUAACAAAUGAAAUUUGUUUAGAAAAAUAUAAAAUAAUCAAUAUUGUUGCGUUUAGAUAUUUUGGGGAGUUCUCUCCAUUUCCUAUUAUGUACUAAAUUCUAUAAGCUUUAUAGGGAUGUUUAAUUUAUUUCUUAGAAAAUAAAGAUUUUCCAAUUCAGUAUCCAAUAUUAAUGUAUUUGAUUUUCACUCUUACUUGGUUUGUUAUGACACUAAAUAAUUAUUUAAAAAAUAAAAACGAUAAAAGCUUUAUAUUAAUAGUAACAUUUUAGAAUUAAUAUUAGUUGACAGUUUUAUUUAGAUUUUUUUUUGUUCUCUAAUUAAUGAUGAUUAAUUUAAAAUAAAUUUAAUGGAUAGAUUGGGAAUGGAUUUAUAUAUUUACAAUACUUUGGAUGUUCUUAUCUAUAAUUUGCAUAUUUUAGACUAUUUUUUUGUUUGAUUUCAUUUGUAAAGCAGCAUCAUUCUUGCAAGAAAGAGAUCCAAUUAAUAGGGAAGCAUUUAAUCAGUAGAGUAUACAUAUUGAGUAGGUUUAGUUAUAGGAUCAUUAUGGAUUAAUUUACUAAUCUUAUGCAUCUCAGGACUUCCCACAUUUAGUAUGAUUUGCUAUACAAUUAAAUUAUCUACUGGAAAAAAUAGUUAUAAUGCACUUUCUAUAACUUUAUCUGUUAUAUAUUCAUUAGUUUUUAUUGUCUAUACAUUGUAUUAUCGAAUGUCAUUAAGGUUUAUAUAUUAUUUAUUAUUAAAGUUAAUUUGUAUCUCAAAUCCAACAAUCAAGAGUAGCAGAAAGUAAUAUAGAUAUUAAUACUGAUAAUUAAUAAAGAUAUCAAUUGAAUUCUCCAAGUUCAAAACAUAAACAUCAUUUAAUAAAAAGUAAAGAAUAAAUCUUAACUUAAUUACCUUAAUAUUUGGUAUUUAUUUUAUUUUUAAGAUCAGAUUAGAUUAUCCCAAACUUACUUUUUGCCAGCAAAUGAUAAUGAUAUUGCAUCAUAAGCAAAAAAACCAUAAUAAUUUUAAUUUGAAUAAUAACAUAUUAAAAGGAACAAAACUGAUCAAGACUAACCAAAAUUUAGUAAUCGUAAUUCUCUUACUGAAAUUAAUUCUGAUAAAGAUACAUAAUGCUUUAAUUGUUAUUAAAAUGAAAGCUGUGCAGUUUAUAUGCCUUGUGGACAUGGUGGAUUAUGUAUUAAAUGUGCCACAGAAUGGUUCAAUGAAAAAUAAGAGUGUUUAAUUUGUAGAAAGGUAAUUAAUUAUAUUCUUAAUUUUUAUUUAGCCUGUUGAAUCUGUUGUACAAAUUUCUUAGUCUGAAUAAAAUAAAGUAUAGGUGAUAGAUGUUUUAGCAUUUUGA